GUUUUUUUCGGAUGCCGUGCAUGCCGACGAAGCCACCAAGGCCGGGCGCUGCAACAUCACCUCCAGACGCUGGCAGGACCAGGUGUUUUUUCUCUCGGAUGCUGUGGCGAAGCCGCCGAAGCAAGGCCCGCAAUGUUACGCGCAGAGCUCUGAUCUGCACUGUGGCGACUUCGGUCUUGGUGAGCGCUUCGAUCGGUGUCCAUCGCCGACUGGCUAUGAGGCGCACUGGAAGGUUUGGCGGGACGAACCUCUCUGGUGCGGAGUCCUCGAAGUUGCAUCAGGCCUGCCAAUGGCUCCGGAGCUGCGGGCUGAAGUCUAUAGGAUGCUGAGGUCAAAAAGACCAAGCUGGCCGCAGAGUCCCUUGACAAGGCCGGUCCAUGGACGACUUGCUAUGGUCUCAUUGAUGGCCAUGCUUUUCCAGAACGGCACCGUGGGAUCAACUGGCCCUGCGAUGUGGCUCCCGAGU
Symbiodinium sp. CCMP2592 is the source of this 466-nucleotide messenger RNA. NCBI's taxonomy places the organism in Eukaryota, Dinophyceae, Suessiales, Symbiodiniaceae. The record is from the annotation of a GenBank genome assembly.